AUGGCAGCAGAGAAUCAUAAGCGCAAAGCUUCCGAGGAAGCGCUUUCCCCGGAUUCGCAACAACAGAGCAAGAAGGCGCGCACGGAUUCCCCAGAGAAGGAGCCCAAGGUUCGUUUAUAUGUGGGUGGAGGGUGUUCUAAGCGAAGAUGCGCUGACAAUAUGGCUGUUCAGACAGAGGAUGAGCCUUUGGGAAAGCCGCCACUCCGGAUCGUUCCCUUUCCCGAGAAGCCGGCAGUACUAGAAGAACGUCGCGGCGAGAUUGAAUUCCGAGUGGUCAACAACGAUGGGUCGCGGGAUAGCUUCGUCAUUCUCACCGGGUUGAAGUGCAUCUUCCAAAAACAACUACCCAAGAUGCCAAAAGAUUACAUUGCGCGACUGGUCUACGAUCGAUCGCAUCUGUCGAUCGCCAUCGUUAAACAUCCGUUGGAGGUGGUAGGGGGGAUUACAUACCGACCCUUCAACAGUCGCAAAUUCGCAGAAAUCGUGUUCUGCGCCAUCUCCUCUGACCAACAAGUCAAGGGCUACGGUGCCCAUCUAAUGUCCCACUUGAAGGAUUACGUCAAAGCGACAUCUCCUAUCAUGCAUUUCUUGACGUACGCAGAUAACUACGCUAUUGGGUACUUUAAAAAACAAGGAUUUACGAAGGAAAUCACGCUGGAUAAAUCUAUAUGGAUGGGUUACAUCAAAGAUUACGAGGGCGGAACGAUCAUGCAGUGCACAAUGCUACCGAAGAUACGAUAUCUCGAAGUCGGUCGUAUGCUUCUGAAGCAGAGAGAAGCGGUUCAUGCGAAGAUUCGCGCGUUCAGUCGGUCUCACAUCAUCCACCCGCCGCCCAAGGAAUGGAAGAAUGGGCCGUGCAAGAUUGAUCCGCUGAGCAUUCCGGCAAUCAAGGAGUCCGGAUGGUCUCCGGACAUGGACGAAUUGGCACGUCAACCUCGCCAUGGACCCAAUUACAACCAACUACUCCACCUGCUCAACGACAUGCAGAACCACAGUGCCGCCUGGCCGUUCACACAGCCGGUCAAUCGCGACGAGGUGCCAGAUUAUUACGAAGUUAUCAAGGAACCAAUGGAUCUGUCGACUAUGGAGGAAAAGCAUGAGAAGGACAUGUACCCGACUCCGCAGGACUUCAUCAAGGAUGCAAUGUUGAUCUUUGACAAUUGCCGGCGGUACAACAACGAGAAUACGCCAUAUGCCAAGAGUGCGAAUAAGCUGGAGAAGUUUAUGUGGCAACAGAUCCGCAACAUCCCCGAGUGGUCGCAUUUGGCCGAUGGACAUUGA
Messenger RNA from Aspergillus terreus NIH2624, 1281 nucleotides. RefSeq names its product histone acetyltransferase GCN5 (gene gcnE). The coding region runs from base 1 to 1281 and encodes 426 amino acids. The transcript is spliced from 6 exons. Gene Ontology annotation, biological process: positive regulation of transcription by RNA polymerase II; chromatin remodeling. Lineage: Eukaryota; Fungi; Ascomycota; Eurotiomycetes; Eurotiales; Aspergillaceae. Gene Ontology annotation, cellular component: histone acetyltransferase complex. The record is from RefSeq and is a predicted model, not a curated record. Gene Ontology annotation, molecular function: histone H3 acetyltransferase activity; protein binding.